Messenger RNA from Rotaria sordida, 1284 nucleotides. Lineage: Eukaryota; Metazoa; Rotifera; Eurotatoria; Philodinida; Philodinidae. The record is from the annotation of a GenBank genome assembly.
AUGACGUCAAACAAGCGAUUUGAUUCUAAUCAACCAACACAUUGGCAUGAAUGUGCUGAACAAUUUGAGGAAGACUCAGACGAUGAAGGUGGUGAUAUGACCAAUGAUCCAGAAAACUUAGAAAUACCAGAUGGUCUUCAAAGCAGCUCAGAAGAAUCAGAUGGUGUUCCAAUUGAAAACGAUUCCGGUGAUGAAUCUGAUAGAAGCUACGCUGAAACCGAACAUACCAGCAACGAAGAACCACCAAAACGUCGACCUAAACGUGAACCACUAUUGGAGCGACCUGAGGUGAAAAUAUUUUCAACAAGGUCUGGGCGACAAUGGACUACAGAAGAGCCUCCAAAACGAAAAGUGGCACAGGCAAAUAUUACAAAGCAACGAAGUGGUGCUGGACGACCAGCGACAAAUAUUCAAACUGUGAAAGAAGCAUUUCAACUUCUGAUCACGCAAGGAAUGACUCUUCUUCUUGUUAGAGGAAUUAAUCGACGGGCUCAUCUGGUCAUAAAACAAUGGAAGGAUCAAAAUCCUGGCAAAGAACAUCAAUGGAAGGAAACAGAUAGCGAAGAAAUAUGGGCUUUCAUAGGAAUCUUGAUCCUUGCAGGUGUUCAUAGAUCCAAAAAUGAAGAUCUCGACGAUUUAUGGUCGACAAUCAAUGGACCACCAAUAUUUCGAGCAACUAUGGCAAAGAAUCGCUUCAAAAGCUUGCUUCGUUUUUGCCGGUUCGACACUAUAACCACUAGAGACCAAAGAUUGAAAGAAGAUAAAUUAGCUCCAAUCAGAGAUUUAUGGGUGAUGUUCUUAGCUCAACUGCGAAUACGUUACACGCCUGGUGAAUCUCUAACUGUCGAUGAACAACUUAUUUCUACUCGUGGUCAUUGCCGUCUUCUUCAAUAUAAUCCAAGCAAGCCUGGCAAGUAUGGGCUGAAGAUAUUUUGGUGUUGUGGUUCAAGCACGGCAUAUCCACUGAGCGGUGAGGUUUAUCUUGGGUGCCAGUCUAAAACAGCAGCUGCAGCUAAGAAUACAAAUUGUAUCCGUGAUCUGGUGAAACGACUGGUGCAUCCAUGGAUCAACAGUGGUAGGACAGUGACCACAGAUAACUAUUUUACUAGUGUAGAAUUGGCUGAAGAUCUUUUGGGACUCAACACUACUCUUGUUGGAACUAUGCAACGAAAUAAAAAGGAAAUUCCACGUGAGCUGCAGCCAGAUCGUCAACGUCCUGAACAAUCAUCAAUAUUUUGUUUUGAUCGGCAACUAACAUUGGUUAGCUAUGUACCAAAACAAUGA